This is a messenger RNA of Mucor velutinosus, 1368 nucleotides long. RefSeq lists its product as uncharacterized. The transcript is spliced from 6 exons. The coding region runs from base 1 to 1368 and encodes 455 amino acids. The record is from RefSeq and is a predicted model, not a curated record. Lineage: Eukaryota; Fungi; Mucoromycota; Mucoromycetes; Mucorales; Mucoraceae.
AUGGAUGAACAUGAACAUGGACAUGACAGCGGUAUGGGCCACAGCCACAACCUGGACCCUGCGUUGUUUGAGAGCAGUGCCGCUACAAACGAACCCAUUGGUCUUAUCAUGACACUUCACAUCUGCUUCAUGGUGCUGGCUUUUGGCAUACUGUACCCACUAGGCAUGGUUCUCGGUUUAGCAAGAAACAAGUGGCAUGUGCCAGUGCAGGUAUUAGCGAGCGCGGUGUUUGUGGUGGGCUAUUUCUUGGCCCAUGCUCACAACGGAAGAAACUAUGAACCUCACAUUGCCCACAGAUGGUUUGCUCACAUCGUUGUUUGGCCCGUCGUUGGCCAAUUUGGAUUAGGUGUCUAUCUCAAGCUGCACUUGGAAAAGGGCAUAUUAGGUAAAAUUAGACCUUUGCUGACGAAAAUACACAAAUACCUCGGUGCGUCCAUUCCGGUCAUCGGCUAUGUGCAGAUUGUGUUGGGCGUGAUUGCUUCGCUAGGUUUCUGUUAUGGAGAUCAUCAGGGUCAGUGUUUAGCUCAUUUCAUCAUGGGCUCGUCGUUUGUAGCUUACGGCAUUGUUAUGUUGUUGAUGCUUCGUGUUGGAGGCCCUCUGUUGAUCAGAAAUGGAAAGAGUCAAGAGUGGUAUGAUAGCUGGGUGAUACUGGCGUGGGGUAUUGUCAACACAUUUACAGAGCACAGAUGGGGACAAGAUUGGAAUCACGGCGAUUAUCAGCAUACAUCGAUGGGCGUGAUUUGGUGGGCAGCCGGUAUUUUGGGCGUUGUAUUGAGCAGAAAUGGAAAGAGGUCUGUGAUUCCUUCCAUUUUGAUAAUUUUGACAGCUGCUGCUUUCCAGGGCCAUGCUCAGCAUGUAGCCAAUUCUGGCACGAUUCACAGCUAUUUUGGAUACAUGCUGGCAGCUGGUGGAUUGAGUCGCAUCAUCGAAAUCUGCUUUGUGUGGAAACAAGAUGACCCUACCCAGGUGGAUCCAUGGCAGUAUCUCCCUCCUCUUACGUUGGUACUAGCAGGAUUUUUAUUUAUGGGAAGCACAGAAGAGCAACUUGGAUACCUCAGCUUCUUGGAUAUCGAUGUCAUGUCUUAUAUCAACAUUCUAUUGUCAUUUGGCUUUGUUGUGUUUGUCUUUGCGUAUUCAUUGAUUUAUCUGUGGGAAUCUCUAACAAACUAUCCCAACUCACCAAGCACGAAUAGAGGCGGAUACACAGAGGUCGUCAGCGAUCGUGAAACAGUACUGGAUGCUUCGUCUGCGUUCCUGGAUGACGAUGACGAGGAAGAUGACUUUGGAAAUGAUGACAGCCAUCACGAGUCAAUGGAACUCAAAAAUACAAGUAGAUUGAACAGUGUUCCCAGCAAUGCCAUCAUGUAA